Messenger RNA from Solanum verrucosum, 975 nucleotides. Its product is annotated as NEP1-interacting protein-like 1. Lineage: Eukaryota; Viridiplantae; Streptophyta; Magnoliopsida; Solanales; Solanaceae. The transcript is spliced from 5 exons. The coding region runs from base 60 to 785 and encodes 241 amino acids. The record is from RefSeq and is a predicted model, not a curated record.
UUGAUUCAUGUAAAUCAGAAAAGACCAAGUCUUUUGCUGUUGAUCGUUCAAAAGAAUCCAUGGAAAUGGAAUUCUACUCAUACCCAUCUCGUGUUUUCCCUCUUUCCUCUUCUAUUUGUUCGUUUUCUAUAAGGGAUUUGGUUGAUAGGGCUAAAGAUUUCUUUACCGUUGCGGUUUCUGCAAUCAUUGGCAGCGUCUUAUCUGCAAUCUUCACCUUCUUCUUUGCAUUAGUGGGCACCUUAUUAGGAGCAUUGACUGGAGCUUUGAUUGGCCAGGAGACGGAGAGUGGAUUUGUUAGAGGUGCUGCAGUUGGUGCCAUCUCUGGUGCUGUUUUCUCUCUUGAAGUCUUUGAGUCAUCUCUGUUACUAUGGCAGUCGGAUGAAUCUGGAAUAACAUGUCUUGUUUACUUGAUUGAUGUACUCACAAGCCUGUUAAAUGGUCGAUUGGUUCGCGAGAGGAUUGGCCCAGCAAUGCUAAGUGCAGUCCAGAGUCAGAUGGGAGCUGUUGAACUUGCAUAUGACGAGGUCCCUAACAUUUUUGAUACGGGUGCGGCUAAAGGCUUGCAUGGAGAUUCUGUUGAAAAGAUCCCAAAAAUUGUAAUCACAAAAGGUAACAACUUGGAUGAUUCUGGAGAGAGAGUCUCUUGUUCCGUCUGCCUUCAGGACUUUCAACUGGGAGAAACUGUUAGAUGUUUGCCACAAUGUCAUCACAUGUUUCACUUGCCAUGCAUCGACACAUGGCUGUUGAGACAUGGCUCUUGCCCAAUGUGCAGAAGGGAUCUGUAAUUGCUCCAUAAACUAUACCAAGGUUAUAUAAGUUCUUCAUACUUGCUUGUAUGGUUUCCUUAGCUGUCUUUCUUCACUUGCUCCAAUUUUCAAGGAAACCUGUGUAUUUAGUGGCAAGUAUGUGCUUUUUCGAGUUUGGUUGUUGUAGACUAUUACUUACCUGUAAAUUGAGCUAUUGUAGUGUUCACUA